Messenger RNA from Esox lucius (northern pike), 4751 nucleotides. RefSeq names its product transmembrane protein 132D. NCBI's taxonomy places the organism in Eukaryota, Metazoa, Chordata, Actinopteri, Esociformes, Esocidae. The transcript is spliced from 9 exons. The coding region runs from base 568 to 4023 and encodes 1151 amino acids. The record is from RefSeq and is a predicted model, not a curated record.
UGUUUAAUUUAUUGCGUUGUUAAUUCCUUAUCGCACGUGAUGUGAUCUGACAGGAAUGGAGUAGUGACAGAUGACUUUAAUGCCCCAAGCAUUGCGCAAAAGGCAGUCGGUGAUCUGUAAAUCCCACUGAACACUGCAGUGACAUCCCGACGGUGGUCAAAGUUGAGUAGAUGUCUGGGUCAAGCAGCUGAUAUAAGGACUUUUAACCAAGCACAUCGUUUUCGCAUCGACGGAAUUGGGAUAAAGUAAAAACGGAGAACCUAGAAGAACAAAAACCGUACACAAUCUUAUACCACCUGAACCGGACAUCUCCAUUGUCGUUAUGCAGAACUUUUCCACAACAGAGAUCGUAUCUGACAGCUCAAUGUACGUUUAUCUAUGUAACGCACGGUGUGCACAGGAAAAGGCAGUAUUCUUACAGGUGUGAUUGAAUAAGGUAGCUUAAGCUAGCUAUUCUUCCUGGGUAGAAAUGAAUGAAGUAUAUUCCUCAUCACUUUGCUGAAACUCAAGGAAGUUCGACCCUGGGAAGUUGCAUGGAAUAAAGUGACAGCCACGUCGGGUGCCAAAAUGAGCAUUUACUGUCAUAUCUGGAGGAUUUUAUCGAUAGUCCUAGCGACGAUUGUCUCAGUUGUCAUGCAAGAGUUGGACAGUCAGGAGAUGUCAGACAACACCAAGAGCUCUCUGCCAUUGCCUGUGUUUCUUCCAGUCAGCUACCAGGUGGUCGACACAGAUUACUUUUUCCUGAAAGAGGCUGGUCAGGACUUCAUGAGGAACUUCAGCAUGCAGACUCAGACCCAGCCAUUCGUCAUCCUGGGAGCCCGUCGUCCGCCGGCUGUCAAUGCCAGCUACGGGCCGUUGUCCACACAGCAGCCCGUGCCUCUGGAUCUGGUCCAGUCGGUGCAGUUGUUCCGGGCCCCGGGUGUGUUCACCUACAACUGGAAGGUCCAGUCCUUCGUGCUGACCCCCCGGGUCUAUUCCACCAUGCCCGUGGUCCGGGUGUUGUUCUAUGUGGCUGGGAGGGAAUGGGACAGGGGAGCAGACGGGCUAACGGAUGAGUUGCCAUGUAUUACAGUGUUUGCCUUCUGGCAGACCCAAGAGGUAAGAGGCUCCUGUGCCCUCGGGGGUCAGAGGGGCACCUGCAUGGCUGAGUUAGAGCCUGUCGCUGGCUGGUUUAGUCCUGCAGCAGAGAGCUCCAGUCGGGAGAGGCUGGACCAAACCGAGGGCAACACUGUGGAGCUGUACUACCAGGCCCGGCCCAGCGCUUAUGGGCAGUGCAUGGACAGGAGUGGGAGCCGGUGGGGCAGCUCAGAGCAGCCGCGGCAGGCUGACUACAUUCAUGUGACUCCCAUGCAGAGGAUCGGCAGUGUGCGUCUCCUUAAGGUGCCAAAUGGAGCAGUUUCUCUGUCUCAACUCAAGCUGGGCAAGGCUGUUGUCAUCCAGACCUCCUCCAAACCCCUGAAGAAGACAGAUAUUGCCACUUUCUACAUCCUCAUGACCAGUUCCUCCUCCUUGGAGAACUUCACCCUGCGUGCAACUGUAAGGCAAGGAGUAUUGUUUCGCACAGCAACACCCAGCAACUCAUUGCUGUGGGACAUCACUCUGGAUACUGGAGUGGACAGCACCAUUGCCGUUAUUUGUCAGAGGAAAGUGCCCAUAUAUGGAAAAAGGACGGACAGCAGUCUACUGGAGGUCUUACAGAUGGACUUUGAGGUGGAGGAGCUGGGCAGCCAGUUGGACAGCCAGGUGAUUACAUGGCAUCUGGAGUCGCCACCAGACAUCAGGGAUGUGGGGAACGAGGAGGGGUCUAUGAGGAUCUACACCAUCCAGAGGGACUUUGUUGGCCUGGCCCCGCUCGUCAUGGACUCUGAGAUCCUGAACACGGCCGUGUUGACUGGGAACAAGGUGGUGCUGCCUGUCAGGACCGUGGCUGUGGAGGCGGACGGGUCAGUCACUGAUGUCUCAGACUUCACAGACUGCAGCUCCACAGAUGAGGACAUCUUAAAGGUGUCAGACAGGUGUGACUAUGUGUUUGUGAAUGGGAAGGAGAUGAAGGGCAAGCUGAGGAUGAUGGUGAACUUCACCUACAGCUACCUGAGUGCCCAGCUGGAGAUGAACGUGUGGAUCCCACGGCUGCCCCUCCAGAUCGAGGUGUCUGACACGGAACUCAGCCAGAUCAGAGGCUGGAGGGUGCCCAUUGUCUCCACCAAGAGCUGGAACAGCGAGGACGAGGAGGAUAAGAAGGGUAGAGGCUGCAUGUUACAGUUCCAACAUGCCCUGGUGCGCGUGGUGACACACUUCAUAGCGGAGCAGUCGGACCCUCGUGAGCCCCAGGCCUACUUACUGGGCUCGGACUGGCAGGUGGACGUCACCAGGCUGGUGCGCUACUUCCUGAAGGUGGACGACCCCCGCAUUGCCAGGUUGCAGGCAGGCACCGUGCUGUCAGGACGAGAUGUGGGGACCACCUCUAUCCAGGUGCUGUCCCCACUUUCUGACUCCAUCCUGGCGGAGAAGACGGUCACUGUAGUGGAUGACAAAGUGACCAUCACAGAACUGGGGGUGCAGCUGGUCACCGGCCUGGCUCUGUCCCUGAAACUCAGCCCAGGAAGCAACCGGGCUAUCCUCGCGACAACAACUACCCAGGAAGUGCUACAGAGCCCAAAGCAGGAGGCUGUGGUAAGUUCCUGGGUCCAGUUCAGCGAUGGAGCCAUGACCCCUCUGGACAUCUAUGAUCCCACCUGCUAUCGAUUGACAGUGACCUCUCUGGAUGAGGGCGUGGUGUCAGUGCGGGGCUCCCCGCCUAUGGUGCAGGCCCAAGGAGAGGGACAGGGAGUACUCAUCCGGGUGGAGAUGUCCAUCUGCGAGGCCUGCCAGAAGUCCAAACGGAAGAGCACCAUGGCCGUGGGCAGCGGCAGCCUCAAGGUCAAGUUCCAAGUCAACAGCCGGCGCUUUAGCAGUAACAACAGCAUCAGUGGUGGAGGAGGGGUUGGCAGUAAGAGCAGUAAGGACGGCAGCAGUGACUACGGAAACGACGGAGAAGAGGUGGACAGUGAGAGGAAGCAGCAGCAAACCAUGUCCAGCAGCUCAGCCUCCGAGCGGGAGGAGAGUGCUGUGCGCAAGGUCACCACAACCGCCAAGUCAGCUGAGCGUGAAUCUGCUCCGGGCAGCGUGUCUAGUGAUGGCAGCAUUCAGGUCGCUGAAGGCGGGGUCAGUGAAUCAGGAAACUCAUUAAACGCUGGAACCCUCAACAGCCCUGCAGGACCUAUCAACAGCAGUGAUGUUAGCAGCCCUAGUGACUAUGUGAGAACUGAAGGGACAGACAACGGUCUUGUUGAAGACAUGGGUAGCAUUGUAUUCAGUAGCACUGUGAAGGCCCCGGGUAAUCUGGUCAACUAUAAAAACAUCCCCUCUGAAGAGGUGCCGGGACAGGAGCCAGUGGAGAUGGACAUGGGAAGCGAGGACGUACUUUCCAACCGGCCGUUCUCGGACUUGGAGAUCGGCAUGUAUGCCUUGUUGGGGGUCUUCUGUGUGGCCAUCCUGGUGUUCCUGGGGAACUGCAUCUCCUACGUGGUGAAGUUCAGGCACAAAGAGCCCCCAUCUUACGGCCAAGAGCCCACUGGACACAGGCAUGACUGGGUCUGGUUGGGUACGGAUGCUGAACUGGUAAUGAACGUGCCUGGAAGUCCCAUCCAGCAAGAAAGCCACAACGCAACCACGGUGAUAGACAUUGGGCCAGAUAAGACUGCCUCUCUGCCCAGGCGGUCUAGCUGCCUGACUUCCUCUAGCCCCUCCUCUCUUCCGGGCUGUGCGGGCUCCCUCAGGAGUAAACCCAUAAACCGCACCGAGUCCCUGCACUCCCCCACCAGCAAGAGGAAGAGGGUCCAGUUCACCACCUUUGCCUCGCUGGACCGCCAGCCCUCCCCGCACCUUCCCAGAGAGAAGGGCCAUGGCAUCCAUUGGGUGGGGAAAGAAGAGAACAACGCUGGACCCCAAGUGCCCAUCACAGAGCCUGUGGAAAGGUUGUAAUACAUAUCGGGACUGAUUCACCCAAACUGGCAUUUAUACAGACAAACCAAUUUUGUAUCGCUCAGUUAAUAGGGGCAUGGCACUUGCAAUGUCAAAGGUUGAGAGUUCAGUUCCAGCUGGGGCCACCCAUAUGUAAGAUGUAUGCAAGCGUGACUAUAAUUUGUACCAAAAAAUUUGUUAAACUGUCUACUAAACGGCAUAUGUUAUCUUUUAAGUAAUCAUAUUAUGGUAGAUCUUUCCACCAAUUUGUGAAACAAAUAUCAGAAUUGGACAGCCUGUGUAAAUGCAGCCUACAGGAUGUGACUUUGAUUACCUCAAUGCCUUUUUUCAUGGAUAAAAGGAGACACUUGUUCAUUAUCUGUGAUUACACAAAGAUCCUUUGUUUCAAUAUCUGUGAAAGAGUGUACAAAUAUUAAGUGUUUUGUGGAAGAUUUUUUUUUAUAUUAGAUACUUGAGAGAAUACUGUGAAUACUUGUGAGGAUCCUUCUCAUUAACUGAAUGACGGUGCUUAACAGGGGUUUAAUAGUUUGACUCAGGCUGUUGCAUGUGAAAGAAAUGUAUCUUACCUUUUACACUCAUUUGGUGGUAAUCCCCUCAUGUGUUAACAUUUACGCUUUACAAGCAAGGUAUUGUUAGUGAGUAUGUGAGCCAAGGUACAAAACAAGGAGUUUUUCUAUAUGCACUGUUUGUCUUUAUAUUGUGUACAUUUGUUUUUUCUGAAUUUUUGA